Molecule: messenger RNA, 3156 nt
Organism: Thrips palmi
Lineage: Eukaryota; Metazoa; Arthropoda; Insecta; Thysanoptera; Thripidae
Gene: fzr
Product: fizzy-related protein homolog
Exons: 10
Coding region: 242-1765 (507 amino acids)
Biological process (GO): positive regulation of ubiquitin protein ligase activity; anaphase-promoting complex-dependent catabolic process; positive regulation of anaphase-promoting complex-dependent catabolic process
Cellular component (GO): anaphase-promoting complex
Molecular function (GO): protein binding; anaphase-promoting complex binding; ubiquitin ligase activator activity
Source: RefSeq, a predicted model, not a curated record
GGGGCGAGGCGAGGAAGGAAAGGAGGCGAGGCAGACAGACGGGACGGGACGCGACGGGCGGACAGCGACGCGGCACAGCAGGGAGCAGCCAUAACAGUGUCUGGAUUCUGGAGCCCUCAGAAUCAAUAACAUCUGUGUGUUUGGCUAUUCCUCAUGUUUGUGUGCCAGGAAGGUUACAUGUAAACGCCCGCUCAUCUGCUGGGCUUUCAAAAUUACACUAUUUAUAGAAACUUAACUGAAAAUGAUAAAUCAAGAUUAUGAACGUCGGCUGCUGCAGCAAGCAGAGAAAGCCUGCUGGAACCCUUCCAUGUCUCCAGUCAAAACACCAACCAAAGAUAACAGCUACAUGGACAGAUUGGGAUCACCACCACCAUUUUCUCCACCACCAUAUUCAUCACCUCAAUUUGGAUCCCCAUCACGAGGCCCAACUAUUGGUGACAGAUUUAUUCCAGCUCGUGCUGGCAACAAUUGGCAGACACAGUUCGCAAUGAUAGCAGACAACUCUCCAGGCAAGAAACUACGCGAAAACAGUGAAGCCACGAGAGAAAAUCGGGAGUGCCGAGACAGUGCUGCCUAUGUGUGCUUACUUAAAAAUGAACUGUUGCAAGCUGGAAUUGAAGACUUAAAAGGACAAGCAGAAGAUCGCCGUGCUCUUGCUCCACUGCACAGUGGGAACCUGUUUCAAUAUACCACUCCAACCAAGCGCCAUAAUUUUACUUCACCAUAUUCUGUGUCUCCAGUUAGUGCUCGUAGUCAGAAAUUACUGCGCUCUCCUAGGAAGGCUACUCGUAAAAUCUCCCGCAUACCAUUUAAGGUUCUUGAUGCACCAGAGUUGGGUGAUGAUUUCUACUUAAAUCUUGUUGACUGGUCAGGUCUCAAUAUCUUAAGUGUGGGUUUAGGGACCUGUGUUUAUUUGUGGAGUGCCUGCACCAGUCAAGUUACUCGUCUGUGUGAUCUUUCUGGAGAUUCAAAUUCUGUGACGUCAGUAGCCUGGAAUGAACGUGGAAAUCUUGUUGCCGUUGGAACACACUUGGGCUAUGUCCAAAUCUGGGAUACUGCUGUCAGCAAGAUGGUCAACAAACUUCAAGGCCAUUCAUCUCGAGUCGGAUCAUUAGCAUGGAAUGGGGACACUCUUGUGUCUGGCAGCAGAGAUCGCCUUAUAAUGCAGAAAGAUGUCCGAACUCCCUCCAUUUUGCCGGAGCGACGGCUCGUGGGACACCGCCAAGAAGUAUGUGGCCUUAAAUGGUCUCCGGACAAUCAAUAUUUGGCGUCUGGUGGGAACGAUAAUCGCCUCUAUGUAUGGAACCUUCAUUCCUUGUCACCAGUUCAAACCUACACUGAACAUGUAGCUGCUGUGAAGGCAAUAGCAUGGUCUCCACAUCACCAUGGUCUCCUAGCAAGUGGAGGUGGUACUGCUGACAGGUGUAUUCGUUUCUGGAACACCUUAACUGGGCAACCCAUGCAAAGUGUGGACACCAACAGUCAAGUUUGCAAUCUAGCGUGGAGUAAACAUUCAUCAGAACUUGUGAGCACCCAUGGCUAUUCUCAAAAUCAAAUUCUUGUGUGGAAGUAUCCAAGCUUAUCUCAAGUAGCAAAACUAACUGGGCACUCCACUCGAGUUUUAUAUCUUGCCAUGUCACCAGAUGGUGAAGCUAUAGUCACUGGAGCAGGUGAUGAAACACUGAGGUUUUGGAAUGUGUUCAGCAAGACCAGAUCUCAAAAGGAAAACAAAUCAGUUCUCAACCUUUUCUCUAGUAUCCGAUAGUUGAAAAUGUUACAAGCAACUAUGAAUGCAGUGAAUCUGAGACAAGAGGACCAAAACCAAAAUCAUUCGUAGUUUGUGAAAACAGCUAAUUUAAACCUGAUUCAGGACCUUGUCCUAAAUUCUUUAACCCUCUUACGAAUUAUUGUAAAUAGUAUUUAUCAACUAUUGAGAUAUAUUUAUCUGUACAUAAAAAGUAGUGAUAAAACAUGUGCAAUCUACUAUCGAUGGAAGUGCUUUGGCAAUAGGAUGCAACUGUCUUUCUCGGUUGAGACAAACCUUCAUAUUCCACUACAACUAAAAGAAAACUGUUAAAUGCAGUUUUGUUUUAUGAAAGCUGUGGUAUUUAAUUUACCCCUUUGGUUGAAAUUCUACUUAUGAUACUCAAAUAGUUUUUUAAUUGACUCAAUAAGAGUGUCUGUUAAUGUUUUGAAAAUGUCUCUCCAUGCACUUUGUUAAAUGCCAGUGACUUGUUGACAAUUAACUCCCUAUUAUUUUUUGUAACUUUUUAUUAGGAAGUAGAAGGAACAGUAGUUCUUCUAAAAUUUAUCAUGGCAGUUAAUCUUUGACACAUUACUUACGGUCUUUGAGUAGUGGUGAUUACAAAAAAAACUCUUUUAAUGUCUGAUGUCUUAUACUGAAUCAUUUCCUUAGACAUCACCAAUUUUGCAUUGUCAUCAAAUCCAUACCAUGAUUUUGUUUAUGUAAAGAUCCGUUUGGUUCGCUUCCAAUUGCCUCGAGUAUAACCUGAAAUAGUUCUCAUAAUUUGUGAUUUUAUGUUUAAGUUUUUACAACUCGAAAUGCAUUUAUUAAUUUUAGCAUUUCACAAAUAUAUUGAAUUUUUUUUUAUUGAGCUGAUGAUGUGGGUUUAGUUCUUGAUAAGUUAUUCUAAAGCUUUAUGUAGUAAUCUUCAAAUUAAAUCAUAGCAAUUUGUAUUUUUUGUUUGUUCAAGGCAUUAGUUAAUGUCUUACUUGUUUUUUUUCUCUUUCAUUUCAUUAAAUCUUUAUUUAGAGUUUUAUGUUUGUGUGACAGUUAGGGUGUGACAGUAUGAUUGUUGUUCAAUGUUUUUCUUUCUAGUAUGGAUGAAUGUUUGGUUUUUUAACUGAGUGUGUCAGAAGGCACUGCUUGAUUUGAUAAGUAGGAAGGUUUUGUGAUGUUUCUCAGCCUAUGAAAGGCUUUGAUUCAAUAUCGCAUGCUAGUCAUAUCAAUAGAUUUCCCUUCUUACUUGUCAUCUGACUUGGUCUUGCCUCCUUACAGAUUUCUGUUUGAAGAUGACACUUGAAGUCGGAGUAGUUAUCUUAGAUUAAUCGGGCAGUGCCGCCCUAACUUAAAUAUAUAAAAUGAAUGUGUUUAUACUCAUUGUUAAAGAAAAUAAAUGAUUGUCUGAUUAUUUA